CAAGUCAGAAAAAACACUCACACCCACUGCACACUGCAGGCUAAUCAAGUCAGAAAAAACCCUCACGCUCACUGCAGGCUAAGUACAGAAAAAUGGAAAUCUACUCUAGAGGAGGAGCCAUGGUUUUGGGGCUUUUGGUCUUGGCAUUUGCAUUCCUGAAUCGUGGGUAUGCACAAGAGACUCUUGUUCCUGCGAUCAUUACAUUUGGGGACUCAGCUGUGGAUGUUGGGAACAAUGACUAUCUCCUUACAAUUUUCAAGGCCAAUUACCCUCCCUAUGGAAGGGACUUUAUCAAUCAUGAGCCUACAGGUAGGUUCUGCAAUGGCAAAUUAGCCACCGACAUAACAGCUGAAACUCUUGGGUUCAAGACUUAUCCACCUGCAUAUCUUAGCCCAGAUGCAUCAGGAAAAAACCUUCUUAUAGGAGCAAACUUUGCAUCAGCUGCAUCUGGUUACGAUGAAAAAGCUGCGACAUUAAAUCAUGCAAUUCCAUUGUCUCAACAGUUACACUACUUCAAGGAAUACAAGAGUAAGCUAGCAAAGGUGGCUGGAUGUAACAAAUCAGCAUCAAUCAUCAAGGAUGCACUCUAUUUAUUGAGUGCAGGAAGUAGUGACUUCCUCCAGAACUAUUAUGUCAAUCCUUUGUUAAACAAGCUCUAUACUCCUGAUCAGUAUGGCUCACUCCUAGUCGGUGCAUUUACAAGCUUUGUUAAGGACUUGUAUGGUUCAGGUGCUAGAAGACUUGGUGUAACUUCACUCCCACCAUUGGGCUGCCUUCCUGCAGCUCGCACUUUAUUUGGAUUUCAUGAGAGUGGGUGUGUUUCCAGGAUCAACGCUGAUGCCCAGCAAUUUAACAAGAAGAUAAACUCAGCUGCUACAAGUCUCCAAAAGCAACUUCCUGAUCUAAGAAUUGUCGUCUUCGACAUCUUCAAGCCACUCUAUGACCUUGUUAUAUCUCCUUCAGCUAAUGGCUUUGUGGAAGCAAAAAGAGGUUGCUGUGGGACAGGGACUAUAGAGACGACAAUAUUGUUGUGCAAUCCAAAGUCUCCAGGCACUUGCCCCAAUGCCACCCAAUAUGUAUUUUGGGACAGUGUCCAUCCAUCUCAGGCAGCUAAUCAGGUUCUUGCAGAUGCACUCAUUGUUCAGGGCUUUGCUCUCCUUUGACGCUUGACGCAUAAAACUUUUAUCCGUAUAACAUAUCCCUCUUGUGGUAUAUCUACUACUGUCAUAACCAAAAAAUAUCGUAAAAGCUCGUCUUCAAUUUCAUGUAGCUGAAGAAAACUUAUUUCCUUCUAUGAGAAGUUCAACUUCAAAUUUC
Molecule: messenger RNA, 1317 nt
Organism: Hevea brasiliensis (rubber tree)
Lineage: Eukaryota; Viridiplantae; Streptophyta; Magnoliopsida; Malpighiales; Euphorbiaceae
Product: GDSL esterase/lipase APG
Exons: 5
Coding region: 93-1163 (356 amino acids)
Cellular component (GO): apoplast
Molecular function (GO): hydrolase activity, acting on ester bonds
Source: RefSeq, a predicted model, not a curated record